UCAUUUGUUCCAAAACUUAAAAUUGAAUUCAAACAAGGAAUACAGGCAGGGAUCGUUGAUGUACCGAAAGAAAUUAGUUGUCAGUGUUACAUUAUAUUCAAUCUCAAUAAUCUACAAUCAACGGUAUAUACUGCCAACCUGCUGACUUGCCGUCCAGCUUCAUAUUCUUGGUGGCCAUUUCCCUCUCGCUAAACCUCCUGUACUUAGUUCUUAGAGAGCCUCUGUUUCUCAUUAAUCUUUAUAUCCUCAAGGACGUCUCUAUCUAGUCAACCCUCAUUUUCUAAAAGACCAUCUCCGUUUCAUUAGUGUCUGACUUCCUUAGUUUGAGUGGUGGAGUUACAGCUUUAAAGAAUCAUCUUCUGCAGACAUGAAACCCGUACUCGCGCUACUCGGACUGAGUUUUAUGAUACUCCAACCCAGCCCCGCCAACUCUCAGCUUGGAACUCUCUUGGGUCUCAAGCUCGGCAUCUUUGGAGGGGGAGUGUUAGCGGGCAUCGGCCGCGGCAUCCGCAACGUUACGAGAAGAAGGCUACAAGAUCCUGCGGUGGAACUUAUUUCUGUGAGGGCUCCACCCGCCGAGGAAACGGCAAGUGCAGAUUAUGUGGAACCGACGCGCUUCACCGGAGACUACGACGAAAAUUUUGAUUAUCAAGCAGACGAUGACUAUCGGUUUGACUACCCGUACUCGACGGCAAACAAUCAGACUUUUGAAGACUAUACUUUUCCUGAGUUGUCAGGCACAGACGAGACUGAUAUUCUUCAAGAAGAUGUUAGUAUCGGGCUUUUAGAUCCAAACUCUGAACUUUCUAAACGAGAGCCACCUAAGCCAACUGCCGGCGGGAGCUCCGUGACGACCUCAACAAAUGGUGUUGACCGCAUAAAACAAGAUGAUUCGACAUUAAAUUCAACAAUUCGAGGGGGCUUAGGAUCUCUGAUCAAUUCAAAUGGAACAGUUCCGUCCAGACUUUCUGUUCCCGAUUACAGUACACUGCAAAAUGGACCGCAGAGCGAAGGCGGUGCGUCCGCAAUCAAUUUUCAAGACAUAUUUUCUGGAAUCAUACCAUUCCCAACUGAAGUACCACCACCCAUAUACGAGUCAAUUCUUUCAAACGAUGACCCACAGGAAGACCUUGAAAAUCCAGAAUAUGUUCCCGAUACAUUAAGUCAAGAUACGCCAAACCCGAAGUAUGGUUUGGAAGGGGCUUCUCUACGUGAUGGUCGACCCCCAGCCAGUUCAACACCACGAUCCACUGCUACCACUCCUGCAACCAACACACUAAGAGCGGUUGGACCUGUAAGAAUACACCAGGCAAAACUUAUCACGAGAUACAGUAUUUUAACCCCACAUCAAUUAGUAAGAAUUCGUGAUACCUCGAGCGAAGGAAGGAGCGUAAGAAACGCAAAGCAACGUUCUGUAUUUGCCGUGACAACGGCAAAUGCAAAUUUGAAGACGGGCUCAGCUACUCGUCCAGUUAAUUUACGAAAUCUGGCCAGUAAAUUACAGACCAACAGUUUUCUUCCAGCCAAAAGUUCCCAGAUGAACGUAAACAGGAGAGUUGGAGAGCCAAGCUUUAGACCUACCUCACGUGUUCAAACUAAGUUGGAAGAUAACAGAUUUCAUCAACAAAAGGAAGUCUUAUCACAAGAUAGCAGAAACGCUACAUUGACUGUGCCAAAUCUCAACAGAUCUUCUUCGGUCAAGAUUGCCAGAUUUUACGACGGAGAUUUGGCCAGUAGAGCUCCUAGGAACAGAAAAGUUUUAAGCGGCCAUCUUCCUCGAGGCGUUGGAAUAGACGUAAGACAGCGCGAUCGCAGCUCUCCAGGAGACCGACACUCAAAUAAAAGACCUGCUCUUAAUAGGAGAAUAUAAACAAGUAACGCACCGGCCUUAUAGUUAUUAAUUCACGUUAAGGUAAUAUAUCGAUAAGAAAUAAUAUUAGGUUCAUUAGUGAGUUGUUACAUAAGUACCUAAAAUUACUUUACUGUAAUUUAUAAAAAUUAGUUCUGUGCCUGGUCAAUCGCUCAUUUUUUAAGAAUAAACACAUAUUUAUAGAUACAUAAUUUGUAUUGCUAGGCGGAAGUCGUUCUUUAAUGUUGGUUUUCUUUAAGUCAAGAGAAUCAAGAGAAUACUUAUUGUCAAUUUUCUUGCAGUUUUGAUUGUUAUUGUUUAGAUUAACAAUAAGAAAUUAUUAUUUGGAACACUCAAGUAAGUGUAGUGGUCUUUAACUAAAUCAGCAUAAUAUACAUAAUUAAAUAUCGAACACAGAGUUUAUGGAUGCUGAAAAUUUUAUCUAUCAAGGAGUUACCAAUUCCACGUAAUUAGAUUUUAAGAUUGAUUACAGUAUAUAUUUUUUUCCAUUAUAGAUUUACCAAUAAAUCAUAAAAAAGUUUCGAUGUCAAACAGUUAUAACUUGAACAGCUAUAUAUGGGCAUUAAUUCACACCUUUUGUAGACAAUAUGCAGAAGUCGCAUGUGGUUUCGUAGUUGAGGUUAAACUCAUACUUGGCUGCGAACUUUAUGCCAAUAUUACUAGUUAGUUAGUUUAGUG
Messenger RNA from Hyalella azteca, 2548 nucleotides. RefSeq lists its product as uncharacterized. The coding region runs from base 368 to 1870 and encodes 500 amino acids. NCBI's taxonomy places the organism in Eukaryota, Metazoa, Arthropoda, Malacostraca, Amphipoda, Hyalellidae. The record is from RefSeq and is a predicted model, not a curated record. The transcript is spliced from 2 exons.